Sorghum bicolor (sorghum) is the source of this 429-nucleotide messenger RNA. RefSeq names its product basic proline-rich protein-like. The transcript has a single exon. The coding region runs from base 1 to 429 and encodes 142 amino acids. Lineage: Eukaryota; Viridiplantae; Streptophyta; Magnoliopsida; Poales; Poaceae. The record is from RefSeq and is a predicted model, not a curated record.
AUGUGGCAAAAAAUAAAAAAAAAGGUCGGCGUCACAGAUCAUGGCGCCGAGCUCGACGCCACAGAUCUCGGCGCCAAGCUCGACGCCACAGAUCACAGCGCCGAGGUAAGGUACAAAACGCCCCCCGGCUGCUUCCUCUGCCCGCGCGCCCCCCGGCUUCCUCCUCCCUCCUCCUCACGUCCGCCGUUGCCCGCGCCCGGCGGCCCUCCACGCGUGCCGGCCGGCCCGCUGCCCGCGCGCCCCGCCGCUACAACCUGCCGCCCUGCCGCUGCCACCGGCACAGCUGGUGCCCCCGACCGCCGCGGCCGCUGCCCCCGGCCGCCACCGCCGGUGCCCCGGCCCUCCCCGCGGCUGCCCCCGGCCGGCCCCGCGGCUGUCCCCAGCCGGCCCCGCCACUGCCCCCGGCCGGCCCGCCGCUGCCUUCGGUGA